AUGAUGUCCGAACUCUCCUUGGACACCUCGGCGCUCGACGCUACACCCCCUGCGGAAUCUCGUCGAAUCUUGAUCCCCGCCAUCGCCCACGCUGACUUGUCUAGCCCCACUUGUGCAAGUGCAGGAUUUCAUAAGCUCAAGUUGGAGAAUGUUGGCCUGUCGGGGGAAUUAGCACUUACAGUGGAGGAGAUUAAGAGGUUGAACCAUGAAAAUCAGUCGUUGCGGAUGCAACUCUCUUCUUCCACUUGCUCCAGUUGUAGAGCUUCCGUGGUGGCAGGAGAAGGGGAGCAGAAAUUCAGUGCAGAGGUUAAGAGUGCUAGAAGACUGCUGCACAGAUUAGCGACUUUGAUCGCCGCACAAGAUCCGCUCACAACUCCAUCCGAAGAGGCCGAGGUCGGCGAGGAAUGGAAAUCCUUCAACCUCGAUCAAAGCCUCUACCCUGAUGCAGAACGGUCUUUUAUUAGCCCCACCACCCUAGUGCUCUCAACACCGAACAAAACCCAGGUGGCAAGAAGUAUCAACUCGGAUCUAUUGGACGACGUCGAAUCGGUUCGUAGUGCUUGGGAGGAGUCGGCUCGAAAACACUCUUUCGUUGCCACCGAACAGAAGAUAGCUCUUGAAAAUCUUACUACCAUCAACCAACACCUCGCUUCGCAACUCAGCAAAAAACACAGCGAAUGGCAGGCAAAGCUACAAGCCAAAGAAAAACAAUUCAGCACAGUCCAAGAGAAGUUAGACCAAACCCAACUCGAACAACGCCUACCACAGCAAGCCGCAGCGACAAAAUCACAAGCUAGAAUCGAAGGCCUUGAACUUGAGAUUCAAGAAAUGCAAGCUCAAUCCAUGCCCAACGAACAUGUUCUGCAGCUUCAAGCACAACUGACAGAAGCCAACAAACAAAUCGAAUCGCUUCAAGCCACACCCGUGCCACUGCCGACUUGGACGAUGGAGGAUGCUGAGAUGAAAGCUCUCCGAUUGCAAGUCACACAGUCAGCAGAGCGUGUUGGUGAGUUGCAAGCACAACUAGACUCGACACGUUCCCAACUGUCCUCUGCCAGAAGACAAGUCGAGGAGUCAGGUGCACGAGUCGCAACCCUCGAGCUUAGACUGGAGCAGCGUAAUGCCAAGGCCGCUGAUCUUCAGAGCAUCUUUGCAGAGUUGCAAGCCAAGAAAGAUCGUCUGCAUUCGAUCCAGAUGCAUACCUCUCAGAUUUCGGCACUGGAACGGGUGGUUGUGCAGCAAGAGAGGAUUGUUGAUUUGGUGAACAGGUCGACGCAAUUAGCUGAGGUGCGGGUGGAGUGCAAGGUGUAUGCGCAGGAAUUGCGUGCUUCUUUGGCCAUGUUGAAGGGUGGGAUGGUGGUGGAGAAGGAGGUGCAGAGGCUUGACGCUAGCACUUCUACCGAUGCCAUCAUGCUCGACGAAUUAGAAAAGGAAGAAGAGCAUGAGGAAAAGGAGGCCCUGAUCAAGAAGCUGGAGCAAUCGGAAGCAAGAGUGCUAAGAAGAAACGAACAAAUCGGCUCGCUUCAACGUCAACUCAAGAAUGUCGAGAUGGAUCUGGCUAGGACUAGGACAAAUCGGGUGGUGGCUGAAGAGAUGGUGGCGGAUUUGGGCGCUGAAAGGUCGGAGCAUCUUUCUCUGAUUAAAGAGCUGGAGGGUCAGAUCGCUUCGUCGCAGUCUUCUGCUCCUGCUCACACUCAAGUGCAGGAGACGCAAACGACGGAGCAAGGAGAGAGGGUGGCGGAGCUGCAAUCUGCGCUCACUGCCGCUGAAUCCCGUAUUGCCGAUCUCACCUCGGUACUCGAAACUCUUCAAGCGAGCCACACGGCCCUGCAAUCCCAAAAGUGCCAACUGGAGGACCAAAUCUCCACCCUCACCUCUCAAGUGCAAAAGCUGCGAUCCACGCUCUCCACCACAACCACCCAAGCAGCCGAAGCUGAGUCAGAACUCGCCAUGCUCAGCACAAACUUUCGCAAAGCCCAAGAAAGACUCUCCUCCACCACUUCACAGCUCGACUGUGUUCAACUUGCACUUGCCGAACAACGCGAAUCGUCUUCAUUGGACUCGGAUCGAAUCGAGUGUCUCGAGACGCAGCUUUCUGCUCUUGAAUCUGAGCACGACGCUCUCCUCGUCUCCUCAGCGGCGGACAAGGCAAGUUGCUCAGAGCUUCACUUGCAGAUCAGGGCAAUACAAACCGAGCUUCGCACCUCUACCGCAAAGCUAGCUGAACUGCAAGCCGAACAGCAAAGCAAGGCAGCAGUAGAAGCAGAGCUGGUAGAGCUCAGAUCUAAACACGCUGAGCUAGAGAAAGUAUCAGCCGAACGAGAUGCUGCCAUUGCUGUUCGCAACACCGAAUACUGGAAUCUCAAAGAAGAGCUUGCUGAACUGCAGGAACAAGCCGAACGUUCUCUUGCUUCUCCUCUUAUCACACCGCAGGCUCUUGCCGAGUUACAGUCUCGAUUGACAUGGCAGGAGAAUGCUCUGCUGAAGUUCAAGUCGGAUCUUUCUGCUGCUCGAAGUACUGAAGAGUUUUUGAAUGAGCAGUACAGCGCCGCUCAGAGGAGAGUUAGGGAUCUUGAAGAUUCUCUUGCUACCCAGAGUCCCCUUGAGGACACAGAAGCAAAGGAAAAGCUGAAAGCAAUGGAAGAGGAGAUCAAAUAUCUGCAAGAAAGAGUUGGCCAGUUGGAGCAAGAGCUGGGUCGGAAAGCGGAAGAAGUAGAAGAGGCUGAUAGUAAGAUUCUAGAUGCGUUGAAAGAGAGUAAGAAGUUUGCCACUCGAUAUAGCAAGUUAAGUGGCAAAUACGAGGUACUCCAGAAGGAGAAGAAGCAAGAAGAGCUCAAGAGGGUUGAGGUUGAGGAACAGCUUGCUAGGGUAAAGUUGCAGGCCAAGUCUCAGGUCCAUGGAGUCGAGGUGGUUCGUAGCAAUUCCCGAUCAACCCUAGCUGGUAGAAAGCGAGCCAAACCAGACUCAGAAGAACAAGAUGAGGCGAGAGAAGCACAAGAAGCUGCUAUUACCCCCUCGAGCACUGCUACAGGUGGUGUGCCAGUCAAGGCUAUAUUUGCUCCCUCGCCCAACGCCGCCAACUCAGGAAGAACACCGAGUUCGUUCACCCCAAUCCGAAGAACAGCGCUCUCCAAGUCAGCUUCUCGUUCGACUACUAAACAUACCCCGAUCGUAAUUGCCACUGGCCUCGGUCUCGGAACACCUUGCACUACCAACAUCAACACGAGCGCAACGCAGCAAGAGGGUGGGAUGGUUAGGAGUACUUCAAAUCCAUCCGAACUCAUUGCAGCCCGUUUACUCCAUUCACCUGGAAAACGUUUGUUGAGUGAUAAAACCAACACGGCCAAGAAUGGCGGUUCGGGAACAAGCAGGUUGAGUUCAAAACCGGCGACCCUUGGAGGCCAAGUGUUGGUCAAGCCGGUAACUACACUCCUACCGAGUGAGGGGGAAAGGGAGAGGAGAAAGGAGAAAGAAGCAGGGGAGAGAAAGAAGAUCUCCAUGCCAGUACUUGCGAGUGCUGGAGCAGGAGCAGGAGCAGGAGCAGGAGCAGGAGCAGGGGGAGGAGCAGGAGCAGGGGGAGGAGCAGGGGGAGGAGCAGGAGCAGCGGAUUUCUUAGCAAAGAUGAAAGCUCAACGUGCUGCUCGUACCUGA
This is a messenger RNA of Ustilago hordei, 3651 nucleotides long. RefSeq lists its product as uncharacterized. Lineage: Eukaryota; Fungi; Basidiomycota; Ustilaginomycetes; Ustilaginales; Ustilaginaceae. The record is from RefSeq and is a predicted model, not a curated record. The coding region runs from base 1 to 3651 and encodes 1216 amino acids. The transcript has a single exon.